CCUAAAUGUGUGUAAAACAAACAGCGUACGAACGAAAAAAGUUAACCAAUAAAUUUGUUUGUUUGUUAAUGUUCACCAAUUUGGUCCCUUCCAAUAACGUACAGCUUAACGUUAAUGUUCAGUGCUUCCGUGUUUUGUUUAUGCUGGUUUAGCCAGGCAGAACGUAGGUGCAGCAAGUGUUAAUUAUCCGAUGGCGGACUGGAGAUGGCGAUAUUGCUAUCAAAACUAUUAAGGCCAUACAAUUCGCAGGUGCUGAUUUUAGCAAGUAAAUCUCAACCGAAAAAUAUUUACAAAUAUUCACGCACUGAACAAUUAUCAACAAAUAGGUGUAAAAGUUGUUAUCCUGCAGCGAAAGAAUACGUGUGCAUAGAAAGCGCCAACGUCAGGCGUUGGCAGCAAUGUCUGGAAUAACAUUAACUACAGUCGCGCACGGAAAAAUCACUUCUGCAAACGCUACAAUCAAUACUAACGGGUUCGACACCAUCAUUAACAGUGACACGCUUAGAGGUACUCGGACUCAUCUUAUGGAAGUGCAUACGCAUACGCGGGUGGGAGCGGUGGCUGGAACAGAUGCAGCAACCGUAAUUCCCAUCGGACAAACAUCAGAUGCAGGGGAGCGACUGGGACGUCAAGGAAAUCGGCUUCAGACAUCGCGAUUUGCUUGUUUUCGAAGUUGCGGGGACUUUCUUACUUAUCUAAUAAAGUUCGGUAGGACGCCUGAAGAAUUGGAACAACGCUACAAGUCGGAUGAGAUUGAUAGGUUACUGGAGAAAGAAAAGCACACUUUCCGUCGGCAGGUUAAGCUGUUGCUCCUGGGCGCUGGCGAGUCUGGCAAAUCUACUUUCUUGAAACAGAUGCGUAUAAUUCAUGGGGUUAAUUUUGAAUAUGAGCUUCUGCGCGAAUACCAAAAUGUGAUAUAUCAAAAUGUUGUAAGAGGUAUGCAAGUCUUGUUGGACGCUCGUGAAAAACUGGAUAUCUCGUGGGGAAACGAUGGACGAGAACAGGAUGCCAACGAUGCCAAAUUAAUGGAAUGCAAUGCUAUAGAGUCACCCAAAUUUCGAGAAUAUGCACCACAAAUAAGGCGCCUUUGGCAGGAUCGCGGCAUUAGAAGAGCUUUUGAAAGGAGACGUGAAUUUCAAAUUAGCGAUUCUGUUAGCUAUUUUUUAGACGAAAUCGAGCGACUAGCUAAACCAGAUUAUGUCCCAACACAUAAAGAUAUAUUGUACUGCCGCAAAGCAACUAAAGGUGUAUAUGAAUUUUGUGUCAAAGUACAGAACAUUCCAUUUGUGUUCGUCGAUGUGGGUGGACAGCGGACGCAACGUCAAAAAUGGACUAGAUGUUUUGAUAGCUCUGUUACGUCGAUUAUAUUUCUGGUCUCUAGUUCAGAAUUCGACCAGGUGCUUGCCGAGGAUAGAAAGACCAAUCGUCUGGAAGAAUCAAAGAAUAUCUUUGAUACAAUUGUCAACAACAACACAUUCAAAGGAAUAUCAAUUAUUUUAUUUUUAAACAAAACCGACUUGCUCGAACAGAAAGUUCGCAAUCCUGAGACUGACGUUCGCUGGUAUUAUCCACAGUUCAACGGCAACCCACACUCUGUUUUGGAUGUCCAGAACUUCAUACUUCAAAUGUUUAUGAGCAUACGUCGCAGUAGCAGUACCAAUAGAAUUUAUCAUCAUUUUACCACUGCCAUAGAUACACGUAACAUUAAUGUUGUUUUUAAUUCGGUAAAGGACACAAUACUACAACGCAACUUAAAUGCUCUUAUGCUGCAGUAGCUUUUUUUCCAACUUUGGUAAACUUUCAGUAAUAGUAUAUACAAACUUGUAAUAGUUUUUUUUUUUUGUGUACAUCCUUAAGACACAAAAAUGAAAGGUGCCAACACCGUUUUUUUAGGUCCAAUCAAACAGAAGGUUUGCAAUACUGAGACUGAAAUUCGGUGUAAUUAUCCGCAGUUUUAUGGCGAUCUCUAUCCCGAUUUAUCUGCCAAACACUUUAUUUAAAAAAUAUCUGUGACAGUUCGUGGCAGCAGAAAGAGUAGCAUAUAUGUAGUAACACCUAUGCCACAAAUAAGCACAGCAUGUAUGUGGUGUUAAGCUAGGUAAUUGGUACAAUACAGUAAAAUCUUUACGCACUAUUGCUUACAUAAAUGCAUGUAAACAUAUUAUAAAAUAAAAGUGAUUGACGUUUUUGUAAUAUACACAUCCACAAACUUAAACUGAAACAUUUGCCAGGUAACUUAGAUUUAAUAAGAAGCCCAAAUUGUUAUUAUCUUUAUAAAUUGGUUACAUUAUUUGUGACUAAAUAAAAUAAUAAGAUGUUUUUAUUUUUUAAGAAAAAAUAUUAUACUAGCCAUAAGAAUGGACCGACUUGUGUAGACCCUAAGAUCAUUUGGCUGCUUUGAAAAUUCGUAAGUUACCAAAAUGUCUUUAAAAUAAAAAGCCGAAAUUUUGAA
Messenger RNA from Drosophila ficusphila, 2452 nucleotides. RefSeq names its product guanine nucleotide-binding protein subunit alpha homolog (gene cta). Gene Ontology annotation, molecular function: D5 dopamine receptor binding; G-protein beta/gamma-subunit complex binding; guanyl nucleotide binding. Lineage: Eukaryota; Metazoa; Arthropoda; Insecta; Diptera; Drosophilidae. Bases 399 to 1775 code for a protein of 458 amino acids. Gene Ontology annotation, cellular component: heterotrimeric G-protein complex; brush border membrane. The transcript has 6 exons. Gene Ontology annotation, biological process: adenylate cyclase-modulating G protein-coupled receptor signaling pathway; Rho protein signal transduction. The record is from RefSeq and is a predicted model, not a curated record.